Molecule: messenger RNA, 1549 nt
Organism: Vigna umbellata (rice bean)
Lineage: Eukaryota; Viridiplantae; Streptophyta; Magnoliopsida; Fabales; Fabaceae
Product: F-box/FBD/LRR-repeat protein At1g13570-like
Molecular function (GO): protein binding
Source: RefSeq, a predicted model, not a curated record
CGUCUACAACCCCAAUUAGGUUUGUAAGAGUAUGAAUGUUAUCACAGUAUAUUCAGUAUAUACAAUGUAUCUUCAUUCCAAAAUGUAAUCCUUGUCUCUAUUCGAUCAGAGUUUUUUCACUCAUUCACUUUCAGGAUUGUGUUCUUACCUGGAAUUACUUCAUAGCUUGACAUGGGGAGAGCGCCACCUGAGUUUCCUUGCCUAACAGAUAUGGACCCAGACAGAAUCAGUUACUUACCGGGUCAUGUAAUAGACCAAAUUUUGUCACAUUUGUCAAUUAAGGAAGCAGUGAAAACAAGUGUUUUAUCUAGCAAAUGGAGGUACAAAUGGGCCACGCUACCGAAUCUUGUGUUUGAUAACCAAUUUGUCUCUGCGGCUGUUCAGGACCAUAUGAUUGUAAAGAACAAGCUUUUGAGAACUGUUGAUCAUGUACUGCUACUUCAUUCUGGGUCAAUCAACAAGUUCAAACUCUCCCAUCGUGAUCUCCUUGGUGUGACUGAUAUUGAUCGUUGGACGCUUCAUGUAUCUAGAAAGGCUGUUAAAGAGUUUGUGCUGGAAAUCUGGAAAGGACAGCGGUAUAAGAUACACUCGUGUUUAUAUUGUUGUCAAAGUUUGACUCAUUUAGAAUUGUUUAAUUGUUGGCUUAAACCUCCAUCUACAUUUAAAGGCUUCAAGAACUUAAAGAGUCUUGAUCUGCAACAUGUUACCUUGGCUCAGGAUGCUUUUGAAAACUUGAUAUCCAACUGCCCAGUGCUUGAACGGCUGACAUUGAUGAACUUUGAUGGUUUCACUCAUCUUAAUAUUGAUACACCGAAUCUCCUGUUUUUUGACAUUGGGGGUAAAUUCGAGGAUAUUAGCUUUGAGAAUACUUUCCAAUUAGCUGUGGUAUCAAUUGGUUUGUAUGUGAACUUUGAAACCAAUCAAAGUAGACUUCGUGGAGGCUAUAGCAAUUUGCUCAAAUUUUUUGUUAAUCUGCCGCACCUGCAAAGGCUAGAGAUUCAGAGCUAUUUUUUAAAGUAUUUGGCAGCGGGGAUUGUGCCAAUAAAUCUUCCAAGACCGUGCAUUGAUCUAAGUUAUCUUUCUAUACGAAUAAACUUAAAUGAUUUGAAGGAAAUCUCAGCUGCUCUUUGCCUCCUAAGAAGCUCCCCUAAUCUACAAGAACUAGAAAUAUUGGCUCGACAGGAGGAGAAGACUCUUAUGAUAACGCACAACUAUUGUUGGGAAGAUGUGUUUUUUUCUUGUCCAGAGAUGCAUAUGAGAAAUGUGAAGAUAGAUGGCAUAUCUGGUAUCAAACCUGAAUUGGAUUUUAUCAGCUUUCUACUUCUACACUGUCCUGUGUUGGAAAGGAUGACUGUGAUUCCUGUUUCAAACAUGGAAACAGAACUGAUGAAACAACUGUUGCGGUGUAGGAGAGCCUCAAGACAAGCUGAAAUCAUUUACCUCGACCCUUAGAGUGCCUUCAGAAACAAGUUUUACACCAAUGUGGAAAGAACUCUGAAGCUAAAACUGGUAGUAUUACUUUUCUUGGAAGAAGCUACUGUGUUGCAUC